This is a messenger RNA of Cydia amplana, 2380 nucleotides long. RefSeq names its product protein ABHD18. The coding region runs from base 200 to 1861 and encodes 553 amino acids. NCBI's taxonomy places the organism in Eukaryota, Metazoa, Arthropoda, Insecta, Lepidoptera, Tortricidae. The record is from RefSeq and is a predicted model, not a curated record. The transcript is spliced from 9 exons.
AAACGAAACGUAUUCAUGUGACAGAACAGCUGAGCCCGCUGAAAAAAAUAUUUAUUGUGUUGACACCACAUUCCUCUCCCCAUCUAAAAAUGUGUUUAUGUUUAAUGUGUUGACACCGGCCAUGCACGGGACAGCAACCACAAAUAUCACCAAGUAAUCGUGUAAUAACCUCAAGAUCCAAUCUACUUAAAUCACGAAAAUGUCAGCGAGUAGAUUGGAUGCAGUCUAUCGCAGUAUACUUAUUACAAAAUUUUUCACUAAAGGAUGGGGAAAGCCUGAAAAUUUACGUCGGUUAUUCGAGUUUAGAAAAGUAGUAUCGAACCGAGAUGAAUGCUUCAAGCUCAUUGAGAGAGACUAUGCCGUUACUAUCACUAAGGAACAAAAACUGUCAGACUGCACAUUACUGGAAGGGUACUUUGUAUCCCCUCUGCACCGCUACCUGCCCGGGAUAGUGCCGGAAAUGGCUCAGAAGGCCCACUUCCAGGUGCUCCUGCCUCUCCACUGGCCGGAGAAGGGUGUGAAACCCAUGUGCCUACAUCUGGCUGGUACCGGUGACCAUUUCUUCUGGCGGCGUCGAAACCUCAUGGUGAAGCCGCUUAUCAAAGAGGCUGGCAUUGGCGGCAUCAUCCUCGAGAACCCCUUCUACGGCCUCCGGAAACCGAUAGACCAAGUGCGCUCAUCUCUCCACAACGUGUCAGACAUCUUCGUGAUGGGUGGUUGCCUUAUUCUGGAAUCACUAGUGCUAUUCCACUGGUGUGAGCGGAACGGACUCGGUCCCCUCGGCGUCACCGGCCUGUCCAUGGGCGGUCAUAUGGCGUCGCUAGCAGCUACAAACUGGCCGAAACCCCUGGUGCUGGUGCCGUGCUUGUCGUGGUCAACCGCGUCUGCAGUCUUCCUACAGGGUGUCAUGUCACAAUCAAUAAAUUGGGAUUUAUUAGAAGACCAGUACCUCUCGGACGGCGAAUACCGCGAAAAACUCAGCAAAAUGGUCACCAUCGUCGACGAGGCUUUCCUAGCGGGAAAAAAGUUCGCACAGACCUACCAUCCCUCGACACACCCCGUCUCCACCACCAUUGACAUGGCUAAGAAACUAGACGUGACUUAUAAGGAGACCAAAUUGGAAAACCCAGACAUCGUGGACAUGACAAAAAGUAUAGUGGAGUUAAAUAAAAAUGUGCCAAAGAAAAAAGCGAAGUCUUUUCCGAGGGAGGCUUUGAUUCAAGAGCUGCAGAGGCUCCUGGAUGAGGAGAAAAUCAGCCAGCAGUUGUAUGAGAAGUUGUUGUCGAACGACAAGUUUGAGCUGAUGCCGCAGGAUAUUGAUGAUAUCAACAAGUUAACGGAGGAUAAGAUUAAUGAAAUAUUGAUGAAGUGCAAAAUUGCGGAUUUGAGAUCAACAGGUAUUGUGGAAAACAAUACAGAACCAGCCAAAACCGACCAAAGGAGAACUGGCGCCCAACCCAUUUUAAACCCACAAACACAACUCCAACCAGUCCCGGAGACCAAACUAGUAAAAGCCAAGAGUAAAUCCUGGACAGUGUCAGAAAUAACGUCGGACUUGUGGUCGAAUCUGCCUUUCUUGAAAAGUAAGAGUGAGAAGAAGAUAGAUUGGAGCAAGGUGCAUUGGAGGGACAGAGAGGCACUGCAGUUCAUGAGAGGGAUCAUGGACGAGUGCACGCAUUUAAGUAACUUCUCUGUGCCGUUUGACACUUCGUUGAUAAUUGCUGUGUGUGCGAAACACGACGCGUAUGUGCCUCGCGACGACGUGGGCACACUAGAGGAGAUCUGGCCCGGCGCUGAAGUGCGCUACGUGGACGCCGGGCACGUGUCCGCCUACAUCCUGCACCAGUCGCUCUUCAGGUAACAUUACACUAGACACGUGGGCACGCUAGAGGAGAUCUGGCCCGGCGCUGAAGUGCGCUACGUGGACGCCGGGCACGUGUCCGCCUACAUCCUGCACCAGUCGCUCUUCAGGUAACAUUACACUAGACACGUGGGCACGCUAGAGGAGAUCUGGCCCGGCGCUGAAGUGCGCUACGUGGACGCCGGGCACGUGUCCGCCUACAUCCUGCACCAGUCGCUCUUCAGGUAACAUUACACUAGACACGUGGGCACGCUAGAGGAGAUCUGGCCCGGCGCUGAAGUGCGCUACGUGGACGCCGGGCACGUGUCCGCCUACAUCCUGCACCAGUCGCUCUUCAGGUAACAUUACACUAGACACGUGGGCACGCUAGAGGAGAUCUGGCCCGGCGCUGAAGUGCGCUACGUGGACGCCGGGCACGUGUCCGCCUACAUCCUGCACCAGUCGCUCUUCAGGUAACAUUACACUAGACACGUGGGCACGCUAGAGGAGAUCUGGCCCGGCGCUGAAGUGCGCUACGUG